Caretta caretta (loggerhead turtle) is the source of this 2365-nucleotide messenger RNA. RefSeq names its product AFG1 like ATPase (gene AFG1L). Gene Ontology annotation, cellular component: cytoplasm; mitochondrion. The record is from RefSeq and is a predicted model, not a curated record. Gene Ontology annotation, molecular function: ATP binding; ATP hydrolysis activity. NCBI's taxonomy places the organism in Eukaryota, Metazoa, Chordata, Testudines, Cheloniidae.
CCGAACGGAGGGAGAGAGGGUGGGGCCGAGCUCGGGCUCUGCCGCGCGCAGAGGGCGUGUCACGCACGGCGGCAGCGACCCGGCCGGGGGACGGCUCUGGCCGCUUCUCCUCCAGGCUCUGAGUGAAGUUACUUAGAAGGGCGGGGGAGGACCGACUCUGCCGGGAAGAUGGCGGCGCCCGUGUCGCCCUUGGUUACCGCUGCCAGACACGCAGCCCGCCUGCUGCCGGCUCGGGCCGCGGCCCCGCAGAGAGCAUACACAAUUCAGGCAGCUGAGAACAUAGCCCCUAAUACUCUAGCAGAUGCUAACUCUAGGGCCUUGUUGGUUUGCAAUGGACCUUUAGAACACUAUGACUUUCUGAUCAAAGCAGAAGAGCUGGGGAAUGAUGAACAACAACGAAGAGUUGUACAGUGCUUGCAGAAGUUACAUGAGAGCCUUAAAGGCUACAGUAUCAGUCCAAACAAUCUUCUGUCAAAGCUCUUUGCAAAAAGCAAACCUCCGAAAGGUCUUUACAUCUAUGGAGAUGUAGGCACAGGAAAGACAAUGGUGAUGGACAUGUUUUAUUCUCAUAUAGAAGUAGAGAAGAAAAAGAGAGUCCAUUUUCAUGGUUUCAUGCUAGAUGUACACAAAAGAAUACAUCGUCUUAAACAGAGCUUGCCUAAAAGGAAGCCAGGACUAAUGGCCAAGUCAUAUGAUCCAAUAGCCCCUAUAGCUGAGGAAAUAAGUGAGGGGGCCUGUCUCUUGUGUUUUGAUGAAUUUCAAGUCACUGACAUUGCUGAUGCCAUGAUUCUGAAACAGCUUUUUGAAAAUCUGUUCCAAAACGGGGUUGUCGUUGUGGCAACAUCCAAUAGGCCACCUGAAGACCUCUAUAAAAAUGGGCUUCAGAGAGCAAACUUUGUACCAUUCAUCGCUGUGCUGAAGAAAUACUGCAGCACAAUCCAACUUGAUUCUGGAAUAGAUUAUAGGAAACGGGUUCUUCCUGCAGCAGGGAAACUUUACUACCUCACAAGUGAAGCUGAUGUGGAGGCUGUCAUGGAUAAGUUGUUUGAUGAGCUGGCUCAGAAACAAAAUGAUUUAACUAGACCAAGGAUUCUAAAAGUGCAAGGCAGAGAGCUGAAGCUGAAUAAAGCUUGUGGAACCAUUGCAGACUUCACAUUUGAAGAGCUAUGUGACAGACCAGUUGGAGCUAGCGACUAUUUGGAAAUAUCUAAGAAUUUUGACACAGUCUUUGUUCGUAACAUACCACUAUUUACCAUAGCAAAAAGGACCCAAGCUCGCCGCUUCAUUACUCUUAUUGAUACAUUUUAUGAUCAUAAGAUACGCAUUAUUUGUUCUGCACUGACACCUCUCCAAAGCUUGUUUCCGCUAGAGCAUCAUGACAGUGGCCUGGAGGAAAGCAGAAUACUGAUGGAUGAUUUGGGGUUGAGCCAGGAUUCAGCUGGAGGACUUUCCAUGUUUACAGGAGAGGAGGAAAUCUUUGCAUUUCAACGAACUAUCUCACGACUUACAGAAAUGCAGACUGAACAAUAUUGGAAAGAUGGGGACAGAAGCAAGAAAUAGUUGUAGCUCAAAGAUGAACAAAACCUCUGAGAACACAAAAAUAGUAUAUAAAGAAAAAAGAUUCUAAUAGAAUUGGAAGCAUUUUUAAUAUAAAUGAAUUGAUUAUUAUUGCACUUAUCCUCUGGACCAUAACUUUUCAUCUGCAAUGUUGCCAUUUCAAAUUUAAGAGCUUCGUAAAUUGUGGUUUUUGUUUUGGUUUAGGUUUCUUUGACACCCGCAGCUUGUGGAUCUGUUAUUAUGCCUUUUAUAUUUCAGUUUUUUUGUCCGGUACAGCAUGACUUCAGUAUUCAACAUGGUUAACUGGUUAACUUCUUAGUCUGCUGCUCAAGUCAACCAUAUAGGCAGGGGUCACAGUAAAUCAGGGAUGCACAUCUUAGUGGUUUAUGCACUAUUUUUGUCAUAUUUAUGAGAGCUUGCACAAAAAGAAAGAUCAAAGCCACACAAAUCCAAUUUACUUGUAUUUUUUACUCUGCUCCCUCUAGAGUCAGUCUGUAAGAUUCUAGAACUCCUGUGUCCUAUCUUUUUAUUUUCGUAACUCUGACUUGUAGCCAUCUGCUGAACUUCAAAUUUCCUCUCUUCUACUGCAAGGAUAUGCUUCACUCUCUGAUAGUUUCCUGAGGUACAUAUUGUUUGCUGUCAAUCUAAUGAGGCUGCUGCUCCAUCUUACUGCCUGAAAGCCAAGGGCCUGAUCCUGGGGACGGGAUGAGCCCUAGCCGGAGGUGAGGGUACUUGUCACCUUAGAGGUCCAAGUUAAAAAUGGUGACUAAAUAAAAAAAAAAUAAAUAAACUAUGCAAGGGAGAGAGU